AAAAGGAAGAUAUUGAAAUUUUCUAUCUCUGAAAUUUUGCACCACCUACUUUACGGCCUGCACCAAAGGCGAAAAUAAUGGAUAAGCAUCGGAUGUCGUACCGGCAGACCUUCGUGGUCGCCAUUAUAGUUGUUUUGGUUGUAGCCUCGCUGGGUUUCGUUCAUGCAAACGACGAUGCACAACACUGUAUGAUGAGUUGCAAAACUAGAAACGGAAAAGGAUGCAUUGGUCGACUUUACCAGCUUUCCGAGGAGCUUAGUCGUGUCGCUAAGUUGCCGGUAGGUUCGCAUGUUUGCCGGCGACAUUGGGAUAUGUUACGAAGAAGCAACUUGCGCUGCUCAUGUCCCAUGCACGAUAAACAACAGCCCUCACGUCUGAACAAGCAACCUAUUCCAAGUCGUUUUUAUCCGGUAUUUGACGAGAUUGGGCUAACAGUGGCAGGAUACCAGCCUGGUACUCGGUGGUUUUACCGGUGCAAGUUGCUCGCCUAUAAGAAAUUUGAAAGCCGUCCUCAAACAAGUAGAAAACCAGUCGAGGAAAAAGCAAAUAGUAGUACAUCCGCCAUCAGCACAGAACAACAACUACAAAAGAAAACAGAUUACGGGAUCCCCUAUUCUACACCUCCAUGA
Molecule: messenger RNA, 629 nt
Organism: Nematostella vectensis (starlet sea anemone)
Lineage: Eukaryota; Metazoa; Cnidaria; Anthozoa; Actiniaria; Edwardsiidae
Exons: 4
Coding region: 78-629 (183 amino acids)
Source: RefSeq, a predicted model, not a curated record